UAUUUAAGAAAUAAAAAAUCGUUGGACACAGAGAGCAACUUUUAAUCACAUGACAAGCUGGACACUCCACAGGAAGUUGCGUCAGUUCCUCAUUGUGGCACUGACGUGUCUGAUCGCAGUGUGGAUUUUGAAGGCAGUAUCGGGUUCAUUCGCGUUUGGCCAAGAUGCUGGACUUCUUCGCCAUCUUCAGUAAGGGGGGAAUCGUGCUGUGGUGUUUUCAGGGAGCCGGUGUCAGUGAAUCGUUCACCGGUCCUGUCAACGCUCUUAUCCGCUCCGUGAUCCUCCAGGAGAGGAGUGGGAAUAACUCCUUCACCCACAAUGCCCUCAAUCUUAAAUACAAGCUGGACAAUGAGUUUGAGCUUGUGUUUGUGGUGGGUUUUCAAAAGAUCUUGACGUUAACAUACGUGGACAAGUUUAUAGACGAUGUCCAGCUUCACUUCAGAGAUCGAUACAAGAAUGAGCUUGAGAGGAAAGGUGCUCUGAAGUUUCUGCUCAAUAACUUUGAGUUUGGAGAUGACUUCCACCAACUUCUUAAAGAGGCGGAGGGCAGCAGCAAAGCUAAAGGCCCCAGCUAUAUGAGGACUUUCAAUGAGUCUCUGAAAUCCCAGAAAACUGUGAAGUCUAUGAUUGAGACAAGGGAUGGAGACAAAAGCAAAGAGCAAGGAGGGAAGAAAUCGAAAAACACCAAAAAAGAAGCUGAAUCAGUGGUGGAUCAGUCCAAAGCUGCCCCGCAAACUGCCUCCAAAAAGACGGUGGAGAACGGAAGCGAGGCUCUGACCCCAGAGGAGAUCAUUGAGAGAAACCGUGCCAAGUUCAUCAGUAAGCAGUUGGGUGGAGUAAAACCCGAAAAGUCCAGUAAGUCCCCCAAACCCCAGAAACCAAAGGGGAAGGUUAAACGCGUUUGGGAUAUGGGUGGAAGGAACACUGGAGAUCUGGACUACAGUGGAGCCAACGGGAACAACUCCGGUGACACGCAGACCCAAGACAAAGAUGAACCACUGAUGCAGGUGGACUCAAUGAAAGGUGACCUGCGAGGGGUUGACUAUGAGUCAUCAGAAGAAGAAGAGCAGGAGGAGGAAGAGGAGGAGGAGAGAGUUGUGGUGGCAAACACUAACAAGAAAGGGGCUAAAAAGGGCGGAUUUGGGGGAAUGUUUGGAAUGCUGAAGGGUCUGGUUGGAUCUAAAAAUCUGUCUCAGGAGGACAUGGAGCCAGUACUGGAAAAGAUGAGGGACCAUCUCAUCGCCAAGAAUGUAGCUACUGAAAUAGCCUCCCAGCUAUGUGAUUCUGUGGCCAAAAAACUGGAAGGCAAAGUCAUGGGCACUUUCACCACUGUGGCCUCUACGGUAAAGCAAGCGCUGCAGGACUCGCUGGUGCAGAUCUUGCAGCCGAAGCGUCGCGUGGACAUCUUGAGGGAUGUGCUGGAGGCUCGUUCCCAGCGCAAACCUUUCGUCAUCACCUUCUGUGGGGUGAACGGCGUCGGGAAGUCCACCAACCUCGCCAAGAUCUCUUAUUGGCUGAUUGAGAAUGGCUUCUCUGUGCUCAUCGCCGCCUGCGACACUUUUCGAGCGGGUGCCGUGGAGCAGCUGAGGACUCAUCAGCGCCGUCUGAAUUCUCUGCACCCCCCUGAGAAACACGGGGGGCGCGCCGCCGUGCAGCUGUAUGAAAAGGGUUACGGCAAGGAUGCGGCCGGAAUCGCCAUGGAAGCCAUCGCCUACUCUCGUAACCAAGGAUUGGAUGUAGUGCUGAUUGAUACAGCCGGUCGGAUGCAGGAUAACGCCCCUCUGAUGACCGCUUUGGCUAAGCUGAUAGCAGUCAACACUCCAGACCUGGUUCUGUUUGUGGGAGAAGCGCUGGUGGGCAAUGAGGCUGUGGAUCAGCUGGUUAAAUUCAAUCAAGCGCUGGCUGAUCAUUCCAAGACCGAGAAACCCAGACUGAUAGAUGGCAUCGUUCUUACCAAGUUUGACACCAUCGAUGACAAGGUUGGAGCUGCCAUCUCCAUGACCUACAUCACAGGUCAGCCCAUCGUGUUUGUGGGUACAGGACAGACGUACAGCGAUCUGCGCAGCCUCAACGCGAGGGCCGUGGUCAGCGCGCUCAUGAAGGCCUGAGCUUUAGAUCUGCUUCUGGAAGUCAAGCAUCUUCCAAAAUUUUGCUUCAAACUAGAUCUCGUGACCCCAGCUCAGCUUCCGUCGAAUGCAGACCUCCCUACGUGUUGAAAAUCUCCACACAUAUAAAAUAACUGAAAUUCAGUUCAUAUCCUUUCCUAUUAAGGAUCCUUAUUGUGUUUUGUUUCAGAAAGUGUUUAGAAUUCAAUUCAAGGACUGGUAAUAAUGUGUAUCAUCUCGCCUCUGGACCAACCAAAGCAAAUUACUUUUGAUUGAUAUCCAAUGUAGCCAAUCAGAUAAGAGAGAUUACAGUUAAACCUGACCAUUUCAUUAUUUAGUGGAUCUUCUUCUGACCUCCUACCCCACACUAUCAUUAAAGUGAUGGAAAGCAUUUUUGCACUUUCCCUUUUUAAUUCACUAUGCUAAACUGUCUGUUCCUGCCCAGACUAUCAAUAGGGUGGGUGGGGUUCAUAUGUUAUAAGAGAGAUAUAAUAUAUAUAUACUAAAUGUAUUUUGCCUACUGUUAAUUUGAUUAAUGCAGGUAAACGACAUUCAUAUAGUCUGCACCACAAACUGUUGUUUUCAUGAAUUAAUUUCAUGAAUACCGUAGUGCCUCAGGCUCUGCUCAAUCCCAUGAUGCAUUGCUCCCACAGCACACGUGAUGCAGUCAUACAUUGUUUGUCCCAACUCUUUACUCUCAAACUUUGACUUCACAAAUGCUGCAUUUUCUCAUUUUUCUUACACAUACAAUGAUUUUUUCAUCAUUGGUUUCAGACCUUUCAUGCUUUAAAAGGAGUGUAUUAAAAUGUGUUGAAAGAUUUGGCAGUGUGAAGGGCAAUUUAUGCCAAAAACUGUAACUCAGUGCAACUCAAAUGGUUUCUUCCCCCCUUAUUUAUGAUGUUCAUCUUUACUCAUCACAGAUAUUUCAAUCUUGAUCGAUUUGUUUUGAUGGACUCCUAGAUAGUUUUGAAUACAAAGUAACAUUUUAAUCAAUAGUGACUAUACAGAUGUGUUUUAUUUUGUCAAACCCCUUCGUUAUUUUAAACUCAGUUCUUCUCCAUUAUCAGGUUAAUUUGUGCUAGCACAAAAGCAAGACUGGAUAGCGAGUAUUUGUUGUUCUUUAAGAAUAUGUAAUAUUUCCUAAAUAAAGCUGCUAUAAUAGUCUUA
Messenger RNA from Misgurnus anguillicaudatus (oriental weatherfish), 3272 nucleotides. The record is from RefSeq and is a predicted model, not a curated record. NCBI's taxonomy places the organism in Eukaryota, Metazoa, Chordata, Actinopteri, Cypriniformes, Cobitidae.